AUGAAUAAACUAAUACCAUAUGUGUUUAUAUUGACAAACUUGUCAAUCUUUGCUUGUUGGGCACAAAAUGAAAACAUAACGAAUGAACCAAUGAGUUCUCGUAUGGUUCCAAAUUAUAAUAUGAUGUCUACGUUUUCUGCACCACCACCAAUACCAAAAUUUUCUUUUCCAAAUCCAUAUGGAAUGCGUUAUAUGCCAGGUAAGCCUAUCGAUCCAAUUUUAUUAGCACCACACGUUAUGAAUGGCAUUGUACCAAUGGCUUUAUCAUUCAGUGUUGGCUAUUUUCUAUUACGAUUAUUAACAUUGGGAUUAUUUUUUGCAGAAAAAGCAUUUCCAUAUGGUCAUUAUAGGAUUGAUGAUAAAAAUUCAAUGGCAAUGGAUAACAUGGCGAAUAUUUGGAGACGAACAGAUUUGACAACUUCAUCAUCAUAUCCAUCAAAAACAGGACCAUUGUUAUUACACCUUUAUAAUAAAGCUAUGGACAAGUAUAAUUAUCCUUAUGAUGAGCAGCAGCAACAACAACAACAACAACAACAAAUCGGCAAACAGCAUGAAUGA
Messenger RNA from Dermatophagoides farinae (American house dust mite), 558 nucleotides. RefSeq lists its product as uncharacterized. The record is from RefSeq and is a predicted model, not a curated record. Lineage: Eukaryota; Metazoa; Arthropoda; Arachnida; Sarcoptiformes; Pyroglyphidae.